GUGAUUAUUUUGGGCUUGUGUGGAAAGACUGCUCGCCUCUGAAGUUUGAAGAUGUUCUCUCUAGCUUUUACAUUGCUCUUAAUGCUCCCGGGGCUCUCUUUAUGCACUGCUAACCAAAACCUUUCAUCUAAAUACAACUUCAAUGCGACGCUGAGGCAAGACUAUUAUCAACUUUACUGGAGCUUCAAUGAAACCAUCAUAAGCUUUGCAGUUAAAGUCAGAACUACAGGAUGGGUUGGACUUGGUAUCUCGCCAGAUGGAAGUGCUCCAGGAUCUGAUGUGGCCGUAGGAUGGAUAGAUGGCUCUGGAAAUUCAAUGUUUCAUGAUUAUCAUGCAGUAGAGAAUAGACUAGAGAGAGAUGUAAUGCAGAACUGGGACCUAACAAAUGCUGAGGUAGGGGAUGGAUAUACUGUCCUGGAGUUUUACCGCAACUUGACCUCUUGUGAUAAUCGUGAUCUUGACAUAGUGGCUGAGCCAAUGCAGGUUUAUUAUCUAUGGAGUAAUAAUAAACCAGGCUCUUCUGGUGAUUUACCUGCUCUCUCACAGAGUGGUUUUGCUGUACUAAAUUUAAUCGGUCGCUUGAAUCCAUCUGGAAACAACAGUACUAGUGAUGAAGAAGAGAUGCUGUUUGUGGGUGUAGAGAAUGCUAUGGUAACAGUUGGUGGCUCAUAUUGGUGCAGAGCUCAUAGACUUCCAAACUCUAUUCGCCAUAAUCCCAAAUACAUCACAAAGUUUGCUGCACGGAUUAGCAAUGGAAGUGAAGGGAUUAUCAGUCACAUGAUUGUUCAAGUGUGCAUGGGGCUAGAGAAUGAGGACCUGUCUGCAGAUGGACGUUCUUGUGAUAUGGUUUCUAAUAGGUUCGACUCUUGCUUCAAUCAAGAUGUGAUAGGAGUCUGGGGGAGAGGAGGAGAGGAAUUUGUCUAUCCUGAUAAUGUUGCAUAUAAGUUUGGUGGAUCUGGUGAUCCUUUGUUUGUUGUCAUAAGGAUCAAGUAUGAUCGAACUAAUGCACUAACUGACAGUUCUGGUAUUGUGUUCACAUAUACAAGCACUCCCAGGGAGCAUAAUGCUGGAAUACUGUAUCUGGGUCACUAUCUCAAUCAAAAUAUGGUCAUUCCUCCAAGAGCAGAAAAUUAUACUGUACUUGGAAUAUGCAGUGGAGCUUGCACUGAAAACUAUUUUCCAACUGGUGGGAUCAAUGUAUUUGCCAAUCUAUUUGUUGCUGGUGGUCUUGAUUCAACUAGCCUUGAAAUAUCACACACUCGUGAUCUCACCUGUCCAUCCGGGAAUGAAGUUAGUACAGGAUUGAAGGCACUGGACAGAAAUUUAUUCUAUAGCACUAGCAUGCUACAGGCUAAUUAUUUAUCUAGUGACGUGACCAUUCAGCAGGGAGACAGUUUGAUACUGAGAUGCAAUUAUAAUGCAUCAACUCGAGCUAAAGUCACACUGGGUGGGGCUGGAGUACUUAAUGAAUCUUGCUUGUCAUUUCCAGUUUACUAUCCAUACACUGGAAUGAGUACCUGCACUAGCUAUCCUGUCUUUGAUAAAUACGGAGAUUUUGUUGAGAAUGAUGUGCCGAGCAGUAAUGAGGGGGAUUUCAAUGAUCUUAAUCUAGAUCCAUUUGGGGACUCUGAUCAAAGCUCUACAACUGAUAUAGCUAAUACUAUGAAUGAUCUAGAGUGGACAGAGGAUAGAAUAAGAGCCUAUGAGAGACUGGUGUAUACUGAAGGGAGACAAUGGUCAAUGUGCCCAUCUAGAAGAUCUGCUGUUGAUCUCCCUGAUACAAGUUGCUGUGGUUAUGAGCCUGAUAGUGUUUGUAGCACUGAUACCAGCACUCCUUGCUGUCAGAGACAAUGUGCCAUGAGAGUCAAUAGUGCUAUUGGAGUCUCUUUCAGUGUCACUAUUUUGGCUCUGUCUGCUCUACUCAUCUUGAUAUGCUAAAACUUAUUUUGCUGCUUUUUAUCUUGAACUGUGUGUGUAACUUUUCAUUGAUUUCAUCUAUUCUUAAGCACGCAGUUUUAGCAAUUUUAUCAAAUUCAAUAUA
This is a messenger RNA of Amphimedon queenslandica, 2041 nucleotides long. RefSeq names its product DBH-like monooxygenase protein 1. The record is from RefSeq and is a predicted model, not a curated record. The transcript is spliced from 13 exons. Gene Ontology annotation, molecular function: dopamine beta-monooxygenase activity; copper ion binding. The coding region runs from base 52 to 1938 and encodes 628 amino acids. Lineage: Eukaryota; Metazoa; Porifera; Demospongiae; Haplosclerida; Niphatidae.